UUUGUGAAGUAUUGAUUCAUUAUUUUCUUACGCCUAAGCUAACUGUAAUUUAGAAAUAAAAAGGUGGACAAAGGCACAAAACUAUACCACUUCUAAUUAUCAAUAUAAAUACUAAUCAUAGUCUCACUCUCACUUUCUCCAUCACACAUACAUCUUCUCCAUCCAUUACACAACGAAGCAUAGUGGCAAACCCGUAAAUACAUAAUACCAAUGACGACCAAAGAUUGCGGAAACCACGGCGGCGGCGGAGGAGGAGGAACCGCCAGUCGAAUCUGCGGAGUAAUCAUCGGCUUCAUCAUCAUCGUCUUGAUAACAAUAUUCCUCGUUUGGAUAAUCCUCCAACCGACAAAACCAAGAUUCAUCCUCCAAGACGCCACCGUCUACGCCUUUAAUCUCUCGCAGCCUAACCUCCUCACCUCAAACUUUCAGAUCACGAUCGCUUCACGUAACCGAAACUCAAGAAUCGGAAUCUACUACGACCGUCUUCACGUCUACGCUACUUACCGGAACCAACAAAUCACUCUACGUACAGCAAUUCCUCCGACGUACCAAGGCCAUAAAGAAGACAACGUUUGGUCUCCUUUCGUUUAUGGAAACUCCGUCCCUAUCGCUCCUUUCAACGCCGUGGCUCUCGGCGACGAGCAGAAUCGUGGGUUUGUCACGUUGAUUAUACGCGCCGAUGGACGCGUGAGGUGGAAGGUCGGGACUCUUAUUACAGGGAAGUAUCAUCUCCAUGUUCGUUGUCAGGCGUUCAUAAAUCUGGCUGAUAAAGCCGCCGGAGUUCAUGUCGGCGAAAACGCCGUCAAGUACAUGUUGAUCAAUAAGUGCAGUGUCAAUGUUUAGUAGGUAAAAUGACACAACUUUGACGCCGUCAAUGUUUGCAUUCUUCUUCUUUUCAUUUUUCUUCUACUUGGAUAAUGUUUUUGCUUCAAUAUCGUUUAAUUUGUCUACGUUUUUUUUCCUGUUGAUCUUCUCGUAAAUUAUAAUUUUUUGUUUGAAUCUGCUAUAACUACAUGUCAUAUAAAUUCCUGGAAUAUAUAUGUUUGUUAGUUGACGUAGUUCUGAAAUUAUAAGAAAUUAAUUCAAAAGUAGAAUGUGAGGAGGAAAAUGAUUGGAGGAGAGGUUUCAACUUUUAAAGUAAUAUCGG
Arabidopsis thaliana (thale cress) is the source of this 1147-nucleotide messenger RNA. RefSeq names its product NDR1/HIN1-like 12 (gene NHL12). Bases 211 to 843 code for a protein of 210 amino acids. The transcript has a single exon. Gene Ontology annotation, biological process: defense response to other organism. NCBI's taxonomy places the organism in Eukaryota, Viridiplantae, Streptophyta, Magnoliopsida, Brassicales, Brassicaceae. Gene Ontology annotation, cellular component: plasma membrane. The record is from RefSeq and is marked reviewed.